Molecule: messenger RNA, 261 nt
Organism: Exserohilum turcica Et28A
Lineage: Eukaryota; Fungi; Ascomycota; Dothideomycetes; Pleosporales; Pleosporaceae
Exons: 2
Coding region: 1-261 (86 amino acids)
Source: RefSeq, a predicted model, not a curated record
AUGCUACCAGAAAGCGAUACUAUCGAAGCCCAAGUGCUAGAACAGAGGCAAGAGAGCCUAGGCCCAGAGGCUCAGAUCGACAGGGAAAUGGACAGAGAGGACCCCUACCCAGCCACUCCUACCCAGCAACCAGCCAGCCAAGAGAGCAACUCCUCUACCCCAAAACCAACUGCCAAGAACUCGGAGCAGGCCAUCUACUGGGCGAGAGACCUGAUUCUCCAAGCGUCAACUAUGGCUAAAUCUCAUGUGGGCCCAAGAUAA